Molecule: messenger RNA, 1876 nt
Organism: Ricinus communis (castor bean)
Lineage: Eukaryota; Viridiplantae; Streptophyta; Magnoliopsida; Malpighiales; Euphorbiaceae
Exons: 3
Coding region: 172-1578 (468 amino acids)
Biological process (GO): endoplasmic reticulum calcium ion homeostasis
Cellular component (GO): endoplasmic reticulum
Molecular function (GO): calcium ion binding
Source: RefSeq, a predicted model, not a curated record
AUUCCAUGCUCUUUCUGCUUCUUUCUCCAAUUACCAUAUUUCCACUUCGUUUCUUCCGUUAAAAAAAGAAACAAUGGUUCUCUCUACUCCACCAGUCUCAUCUCCUCCCUCCACUUCCUUCUCUCUCUAAAAGGUCCCCCUUUUUUUACCUGAAAACCCAUACCCAACACAAUGAUCCGACCCGUUUCCCUCCUCCUCUUUCUUUCCCUCUUACUUCUCGUCCUCUCUCCCUCUCUUACCACUUCUGAUUCCCACUUCGAAGGUUUCGAAGCUGAAGAAGACGACGUCGUUGAAGAAGAAGCCUUAAACCCCGAUUCUUUCAAACAGUCCGAUCUUCCCUUAACGACGUCGUCUCCUUCUGCAGAUCCCAUAUCGGAAACCCCCAACUCUAAUCCGGAUCCGGAAUCGGAUCUCUCGAAACCCUCGACAUCAACAACAACCACUUUUGAUUACUGGGAUGAAGAUGAAUUCGAAGGUCUACCCAUUAAUCAAUCACCCCCAGAAACCCCAAAAGUUACAGAGCCUGCCACUGAUAAGAACCAAAGUGCAGAUCCAAUAGUUUCACAAAUUGCUACAAAGAAACAAUCGUAUAUGAUAGAGAUUGUGUGUAUUUCUUUCUUGAUUUGUUUCAUCAUCAAUUAUUUCACCGGCAAACGCGAGAAUGAGAACAUAGCAUUAUCAUGGGCGGCGAAAUUCGCGACGAAAGAUUCGAUUUUUGAGAAGAAUUUUAGUCUACUUGGAGUAGGAGAUAAAGACGAUUCGCCGUUGUUGUUAAAAGAAGGGCAAAAUGUGUUCAAAUUCUAUGCGAGUGGGAGGAGAUAUUGUCAAGGGUUAUUAGCUACAAUCGAGUUAAAAAGUAGGCAUGAUUUGAUUUCUAGAGUUUAUAAUAUGAUUGUUCCUUGUAAGGACGAGAUUAGUUUCGAAGUGUAUAUGAAUGAUGAUGCUAUGGAUCAUGUGGUUUUUGCCGUUGCCAAAAAGAAGGCAGCUAAAGGAAUGCAGAAAGAGAUUAGGGAUUUGCAGAGGUUCGCGGGGAUUGUGGCCCAGCCUCCUAGUGGGAGAAAAUGGGUGCCUGAUGAAUUGGCGGUUAUUACAGAAUCGAAGGAGGUUGCUAGUGAUCUAAUCACUGAAGCUGUGCUUGAACAGGUUUUUGGUGAAAAAGCUUUUGAGAAACAUGGCAAGGGUUUCAUCUCCAUGCAUUUUUCUGAUCAACACCCUGGAACACACAAGAAGAUGCUACUGUUCAAGUUUGCACUCCCCGAUGCUAACAACAUGACUGAUAUGACCCGAUUGGUGGCACUGGUUCCUUAUUACAUUGAUCUAAUUGGACGCUACAAGUUGAGUUCCCAGGCUCGGUCUAAAACAGAUGCCGCCAGAUCGAAAGCUGCCCAAGAAGCAUACAAAGAACUUCAAAAUGCAAGGCAAGAAGCAUUGCAGAGAAAGAAGGCAGAGAGAAGAAAGAUGCUAGAGGAGGCCGAAGCAAAGCUUAGUGCAGAGGCUAUUCGCAAAAGAGAAGCAAAAGAGCGUGCUCGACAGAUGAAAAAGGCAAUGCCAAAAGUAAAAAUGACCCGGGCGCACUAGAUUUGAGAUCCCCCGAAGUGGGAAUUCUGGAACUCUCCUGGUGCUACAAUCGCACCUUAAAUCAUACUACAUGGUACUUGUGUUUCUUUGCCUUACAUAGUUUUUCUUGAUUUCAUGCGCUCAAACAGUAGUGUAUUUUUAGCAAUUAUUCCAAUUAAUCUAGCUAGUCUACAAACCUUACCCCCCAUCUUUAAGGGUUUUUGAAUGUACGGAAAUGUGACACAUAUUGACUUGCUUUCUGAGCAGCUUGGAUCCUUCUUUUCGUUAUAAUAACCAAAUCUUUUGCUUUGGUAUGAAA